Molecule: messenger RNA, 654 nt
Organism: Besnoitia besnoiti
Lineage: Eukaryota; Apicomplexa; Conoidasida; Eucoccidiorida; Sarcocystidae
Product: ribosomal protein RPL10A
Exons: 3
Coding region: 1-654 (217 amino acids)
Biological process (GO): translation
Cellular component (GO): large ribosomal subunit
Molecular function (GO): RNA binding; structural constituent of ribosome
Source: RefSeq, a predicted model, not a curated record
AUGAGCAAGCUCAGCAGCGACGCCUUGAAGAAGGCUAUUGGGGAUAUGUUGGAGGGGUCCCGGGACAAGAAGAGAAAGUUCGUGGAGACUGUCGAGCUCCAGAUCGGUCUGAAGGAUUAUGACACGCAAAGAGACAAGCGUUUCAGCGGGAGCGUCAGACUCCCGAACAUUCCUCGCCCGCGCAUGAAGGUGUGCGUGAUGGGAGAUGCGGUCCACUGCGAGCAGGCGAAGGAGUUGGGCCUUGAGUACAUGGACGUCGAGGCAAUGAAGAAGUUGAACAAGAACAAGAAGCUCGUCAAGAAGCUUGCGCGCAAGUACGACGCCUUCUUGGCUUCGCAGGUGCUGAUUCCUCAGAUUCCUCGUCUACUCGGACCGGGUCUGAACAAGGCUGGCAAGUUCCCCACUCUCAUCACCCACAACGACAAGCUGGAGGACAAGAUCCAGGAAAUCAAGAGUUCGAUCAAGUUCCAGCUUAAGAAGGUGCUCUGCAUGGGUGUCGCCGUUGGCAACGUUGACAUGACCGAGGAGCAACUCCGCGUCAACCUCACUCUCGCCAUCAACUUCCUCGUCUCUCUCCUCAAGAAGAACUGGAACAACGUCAAAACCCUCCACAUCAAGAGCACCAUGGGCAAGCCCCAGCAGAUCUACGGCUAA